This is a messenger RNA of Loa loa (African eye worm), 429 nucleotides long. RefSeq lists its product as hypothetical. Gene Ontology annotation, biological process: transmembrane transport. The transcript is spliced from 3 exons. The record is from RefSeq and is a predicted model, not a curated record. NCBI's taxonomy places the organism in Eukaryota, Metazoa, Nematoda, Chromadorea, Rhabditida, Onchocercidae. Bases 43 to 429 code for a protein of 128 amino acids. Gene Ontology annotation, molecular function: transmembrane transporter activity.
GAUUUGGUAUGUGAUCGAAAAUAUUGGGUUGAUUUGACAAGUAUGGCAUUUUAUAUUGGUAGUUUCAUUGGUAAUGUUUUAUUUGGAUAUAUUGCUGAUAAAUUUGGACGCCGGAUAUCAUUUUUCAUGAUCCUUGCAACACUUGUAAUGUGUGGUACAAUGAAUGCAUUUGCAUGGGAUACAUAUUCAUUUACGGUUUUACGAUUUCUUACCGGAUUAGCAUUUCCGGCACUUUUUCAAUUACCCUUUAUUUUAAGUAUGGAAUUUAUGGGUGAAUCGGGUCGAAUAUUUACCAGUAUUGUACUCGAUAUAUUCUUUGGUAUAGCAAUGGUUUUACUUGGUGUUUUAGCUAUGCUUAUUCGUCGAUGGCGACAAUUAAUUUUCUUUAGCAAUGCACCUUUUGUUAUUUUAUUUUUUUAUUAUUUGUAA